AAGCUGAGUCGGCUAUGUCAGCGUCAAAUGACAUUGCUGAAGCAACAAAGGUUAGAGUUAAAUACUGUGUAUUGUCCUGCAUGCAGUUUUAAUCGAAGCUUUUGGCUCCCCGGGAGGUAGAACACUGCGUACUUCGUGCCGUGAGGUCCAAGAACGAAUAUGCCCCUACCAAUUUUCCCACUCGCGGCUGCUGCUGCAGGCACUACAGCUGUGGCAGCAUACCUCAACGCCAAAUACCACCUCACUCAUGACGCAAGCUUGAUCCUAAACGGCAUUUCCACGGCACGCUUCGUCGCCAAAGCUGAGGCCGAAAAGCGCCUAACGAAUUUCCAUGUUCUAAGAGACCAGUGUCUCAAAAACCGACCCAACCAGCUUUUUGUCAUGUAUGAAGGUAGACAGUAUACGUAUGGCGAGUUCUUCAAGCUAGUCACUCGAGUCGGUAAUUGGCUGAUGAAAGAGCUUGGUAUCAAGGAAGGCGAGAUUGUCGCACUGGACGGUACCAACUCUCCCGAAUACCUGGUCUUCUGGUGGGCAUUGGAGGGCAUCGGGGCUAUACCAAGCUUCUUAAACAACAACUUGACGGGCAAUGCUUUGCUGCAUUGCGUGAAACUCAUUGAUAGCCGAUACCUGCUUGCAGACAAGCAGGAUGCCGGCGUUGUUGAGCCGUGUAUAGACGAGCUAGCUCAAGCUGGGGUCAAGACAAUAUACUACGACCGGGCGUUCGUGGAGUCGUUGAUGGACGACACCCCCUUGCCCUCGGACGAGAAACUCAAGAAUCGUGGUUUCCAGUCGAUUGCAUAUAUUAUGUACACAUCCGGUAGCACAGGUCUGCCCAAAGGCGUGACGAUGAAGCAAGGGCGCAUCCUAGCAACUGGAUAUACCAUGGCGAAAUAUCUGAAACUAAAACCGACCGACCGCUUCUACACAUGCAUGCCGUUGUACCACGGGGCAGCCCAUGGACUUUGCGUGGCCCCAGUCAUUCAUUCGGGGUGCACGCUUGUGCUCGGUAGAAAAUUCUCACACAAAAGGUUCUGGCCAGAGGUUAGAGAAAGUAAAGCGAACAUCAUCCAGUACGUCGGCGAGCUUUGUCGAUAUCUUGUAAAUGCACCACCUAGUCCAGACGACAAAAAUCACAGUGUAUAUAUGGCGUGGGGAAAUGGCAUGCGCCCUGAUGUUUGGAGAGUCUUUCGUGAGCGCUUCGGCAUACCGGUUAUCAACGAGCUGUACGCAGCAACCGAUGGAAUGGGUUCCGCAUUGAAUUGGAACGAAGGUCCCUUCACGGAGUUCGCUAUUGCGAAAAGAGGAGCUCUUUGGAACUUGUUGAUGGGAAAGAAUGAGGUCAGAGUGAAGAUCGAUCCAGAAACGGAAGAUAUUUUACGCGAUGAGAAUGGCUGGGUGGUGCCUGUCGGCACGAAUGAGCCCGGAGAAGUUAUACAUAGGAUUGUGGAUCCAUCGGCUCCGAGGGACGGAUGGAAUGGAUAUUGGAAGAACACUGGAGCUGAGAACAAGCGCUAUCUCAGGGAUGCCUUCAAGAAGGGUGACAUGUGGUUCAGAUCGGGCGACAUGCAUCGCAUGGACGAAGAUGGACGCGUUUACUUUGUCGAUCGUCUAGGAGACACCUUCCGCUGGAAGAGUGAGAACGUAUCCACGAAUGAAGUGAGUGACGUCCUCGGUAGCCAUCCUCAGAUUGCCGAAGCAAACGUAUACGGCGUUGCUGUGCCGAAAGCGGACGGUCGUUGUGGAAUGGCAGCCAUUGUGUUGGCGGAGGGUGUGACUCUAGAGCAAUUUGAUCGAAAGUCCGUUGCUCAACACGUGCUAAGCGCACUGCCACGCUAUGCCGUACCUUAUUUCAUCCGUGUGACCCCUCAAUUGGAUUAUACUGGCACUUUGAAGAUGCAAAAGGGUAGACUCAAGAGAGAAGGAAUAGAUCCAAAAGUUAUUGCUGAGACGGGUGAUACGUUGUACUGGCUGCCAAUUGAUGGCAAGGAAUAUGUACCAUUUACAGAGAAAGAUUACGAAGCACUCAAGUCCGGCAGUGUAAGGUUAUAGGCCUUAGAAUCUAAUGUAACGUCGCUCACUUUGACGAACAUCGACUUGUCUGCAAGUGCAAAAUAUAAUUAAGCCUAACAGAUAGGCUGCUGGUCGAAGGCACCGGAAUGAAGAUAUUUG
Molecule: messenger RNA, 2169 nt
Organism: Verruconis gallopava
Lineage: Eukaryota; Fungi; Ascomycota; Dothideomycetes; Venturiales; Sympoventuriaceae
Exons: 3
Coding region: 160-2049 (629 amino acids)
Molecular function (GO): long-chain fatty acid-CoA ligase activity; long-chain fatty acid transmembrane transporter activity
Source: RefSeq, a predicted model, not a curated record